Molecule: messenger RNA, 2004 nt
Organism: Xenia sp. Carnegie-2017
Lineage: Eukaryota; Metazoa; Cnidaria; Anthozoa; Malacalcyonacea; Xeniidae
Product: nephrocystin-3-like
Exons: 2
Coding region: 1-1479 (492 amino acids)
Cellular component (GO): kinesin complex
Molecular function (GO): protein binding
Source: RefSeq, a predicted model, not a curated record
AUGUGGAAAAAUGGACAACUAAUAAUAACUGUUCAGAAUACAGAUGCCGUACCUCACGAUGAGUUGUCCAGCAAACGUAUUUCUAUCAGUAAAGGAUUAAAUGACAGAGAGUGUUGUCAAUUGUUGAAUUCGUACACCAAAGAUGAAAAUGCUGAUGAUCAAUUGUUGAAUGAAGUAUCGCUCGCAUUGGAUCGUCAACCGCUGGCUUUGGCUGCUGCUGAGUUUUACGAAAAAGCUCUGGAAAUUCAAAAACAAUCGUUAGGUCCAAAUCAUGUUGAUGUCGCCACGUCUUUAAACAAUCUUGGUACUGUGUUUAAUGAAACUGGAAACUACGAGAAAGCUAUAGAGUUUUACGAAAAAGCUCUGAAAAUUCGAAAACAAUCGUUAGGUCCAAAUCAUGUUGAUGUUGCUACAUCUUUAAGCAAUCUUUCUUUGGUGUUUGAUAUAACUGGAAACUACGACAAAGCUAUAGAGCUUAACAAAAAAGCACUGGAAAUACGAAAACGAUCGUUAGGCCCAAAUCAUGUUGAUGUUGCUGCGUCUUUACACAAUCUUGGUACUGUCUUUGAUGAAACUGGAAACUACGAGAAAGCUAUAGAGUUUUACGAAAAAGCUCUGGAAAUUAGAAAACAAUCGUUAGGUCCAAAUCAUGUUGAUGUCGCUGCAUCUUUAAACAAUCUUGGUGAUGUGUAUUUUAAGACUGCAAACUACAACAAAGCUAUAGAUUAUCACGAAAAAGCUCUAAAAAUUAAACAAAAAUUGUUAGGUGCAAAUCAUGUUGAUGUUGCUACAUCUUUAAACAAUCUUGGUUUGGUGUUUUAUAUAACUGGAAACUAUGACAAAGCUAGAGAGGUUCACGAAAAAGCUCUGGAAAUUCGAAAACAAUCGUUAGGUCCAAAUCAUGUUGAUGUUGCUGGGUCUUUAAACAAUCUUGGUAUGGUGUUUGUUGAAACUGGAAAUUACGACAAAGCUAUAGAGUUUUACGAAAAAGCUCUGGAAAUUAAAAAACAAUCGUUAGGUCCAAAUCAUGUUGUUGUCGCUAGGUCUUUAUACAAUCUUGGUAAGGUGUUUUAUAAAACUGGAAACUACGUCAAAGCUAUAGAGUAUCACCAAAAAGCUCUGGAAAUACGAAAACAAUCGUUAGGUCCAAAUCAUGUUGAUGUCGCUGCGUCUUUACACAAUCUUGGUAUGGUGUUACAUAAAACUGGAAAGUAUGACAAAGCUAUAGACUUGUACGAAAAAGCUCUGGAAAUUAGAAAACAAUCGUUAGGUCCAAAUCAUGUUGAUGUCGCUGCGUCUUUAAACAAUCUUGGUGUGGUGUUUUGUGACACUGGAAUCUACGACAAAGCUAUAGAGUAUCACCAAAAAGCUCUGGAAAUACGAAAACAAUCGUUAGGUCCAAAGCAUGCUGAUGUCACUGCGUCUUUGCACAAUCUUUGUUUGGUGUUGAUAAAACUGGAAAUGACGACAAAGCUGUAGAGUUCCACAAAAAAAGUGAAGGAAAUUCGCAAAAAACCGUUAGGAACUACUCAGGUUGAUGUCGCUAAGUCUUUUAGACAAUCUAGACGUGAUGUAUUAUAAAGCUUUACAGUUACGUUUUGGUAGCUAGGUGUUUCAAAGAAAAUUGUGCCUUCCAAAUUAUGUUAAGCCUAUUUUUAACUCAUAGACCGUAGGACCAAGGCUUCCACCUGCCACGUCGACUCCCCUCUCCCUCAGAAGGUAUUUUUGGUACUGAACAAAACCUUUGCAGUUUGCAUUUUAUGAGGUAAAAUGAACCUAAAGAUUUAAUGGUCCUUUCUAUAUAUAGUUUCACUGAUAUCUAGUCAAUAAACUUACCCUACAGCCAGGGAAUCAUCCUAAGUAGAAGUUAGAACUGCCCAUGCCCUGAAUCUGACAUUCUUCUUUAGACUUUAUUUCUAAAGUAAUUUGUUUUUAUGUUAUAACCAAGUAGUAACUUUUAUUGCAUGAUUCACAAACAUACUAAAGUAUAUUGGAAUGACAGAA